Molecule: messenger RNA, 5817 nt
Organism: Varanus komodoensis (Komodo dragon)
Lineage: Eukaryota; Metazoa; Chordata; Lepidosauria; Squamata; Varanidae
Gene: ABI3BP
Product: ABI family member 3 binding protein
Exons: 47
Coding region: 86-4168 (1360 amino acids)
Biological process (GO): positive regulation of cell-substrate adhesion; extracellular matrix organization
Molecular function (GO): protein binding
Source: RefSeq, a predicted model, not a curated record
GAGAGAACAGUUCACUCUACUGCAGCUGCAUUACCUUGUAUGACACUCUUCAGCAUCUUUAUCUGUGCAAGUUUGGGUUUGAAACAUGAUCUCAAGGCUGGUCUUUCUACUGUUCUGUGGAAAUAUUGCACUAAAUCUUGGAAAUGUUCAGAAAUUGCCAAGAGUUAAGAGACAAAGCCUAAGAGUUCAGAUCAACGUCACUGAUGAUACAGUCUGCAUGAGAUAUAUUCGGCCGAGUCUAAGCACCAAGUUGGAAGGCUUCAUCUUGGGGUACGGCAGCAGCUUCUUCUCUAACCAGUAUAUUUCUCUGCCAUCAGAUGGAAAAUCUUACAUUACUGAAGUUGAUGCAGAGCCAAGAUACUUGAUUGCAGUGAGGCCAGCACCUGUUCCAAAUUACAAGAAACCCUGUUCAGGUAAAAUGAACAAACUAAAACCCCUUCAGUUGGUUAUAGGCACUUUAACUCCAACUUCUGCCUUCUUGUCAUGGGGAGUCCUAGUCAACCCAAAGCAUGACUGGACAACAAUGAAUAACUGUGCAAACGGCAGAUUUUAUACAGUUCGCUACAGAGAAAAGGACAAGAAUAAGAAGUGGGUUCUUCAGCUUUGCCCAACUACAGAAACAGUGGUGGACAAUCUGAAACCUAACACAGUGUAUGAAUUUGGAGUGAAAGACAAUACUGAUAAUGGGAUCUGGAGCAAGAGUUUCAGUCACAAGAUGGCUGUUCCUGGCAAAAGCAAAGAAAAUGGACAACUCCAGAACAAUAUCAAAUUAUCUAAAAUUCCAACGUUUAUACCAGUAGAUUCAAAAGCUCGAAUUCCCAUUACAAUAAUCAAACAAGUACUUCAAAAUAUCACACAUCGGGCACAGUCUAAAAGCCCAGAGAAGUUCCCUGUAUCAGGACCAAUACAAGUGCACAUUAUCAUUCCAGAUUUAAGUGGAACUCAACAGAAACUGCCUUCUCCCGUGAGAUUGGAUAUAUCUGAAACACCAAAGAAAACACUGGCUCAGAAUGAAAGUCAAGAAUGGCCUUCAGAAUCCAAGACAGCAGAAGUUCAAGAAAUUUCUCCACAAUCCUAUCCUGCUAUGACUGUACUAGACUGGGAAAGAAGUCAACCUACAGCUCCUAGUGUCUCAGAAGAAUCAGAAAGCUCUCCAGUUCACACUGAAAGUGACCUUGAGUCUUCGAAACCUAGCAUAACACCCAUGGUUGAAUUGCCACUUUCCACACUGGCUCCACGCCAUUUUCCAGAAUUUCCUAAAACUAAAACAACUCCUCCACUCCAAAUACCCACGGAAAUAUUGGCUUCGAGUGAAAUGCAACCAGUUCCCUCAGUACCCCAAACGCCUGCUCCAAAAACCACACAGACAAAGCCAGUUUACAGCAAACCACAGCCUGCUUUUUCACGUGCCACAGCUUCUGAUGAGAUUGAUCUGUCAGACUCCAAACCAGCAGUAACCAAUGAACCCCUGGAAGCUCUCACACCUAAAACAUCUAAAGCUCUUGACCAGCCAAGGGCAACUCUGGCUCCAUCCGAAACUCCAUUUAUUCCUUUUAAAUGGGAACCUUCUGCCACCCCAGAAGGAAGGCAUUUGAAACCUGUCCCCAGUCUACCACCUUUGAAGCAGGAUACACCUAAAAUUUCCAGGAUUACUGAACAAUUAAAAUCUACCCCAGCUCCUCUGGAAACAAAAUUUGUUCCUUCUACACCUAAACCUUUUGCCCGACCCGAAACACCAGAACUUAAAUAUGAAAAAGAACCUCAGUGGGAAAGCACUACUACUAGCAUUUAUAAAACCCCUGAAUUGCCAAGAACAACACUGGCUCCCAGUAAAACAAAAAUCCCUGUUUCCAAGCCCCAAAUCCUUCCCCAUCUGGAAGAGCCAAAGACUGUACCGGCAGUUACCAGCAAAUUGAUUCCAGUGCCAACCACAACUAAGGUUUCUCACACUGUUGGACAUCCAGUCACAACAAUGGCUUCUUAUGAACCAAGCUCUGUUCGUUCUAAAUCUAAAGAAUCCAAGCAUGGCAUGCCAGAAGUACCAGAUAGCAAGCCUGUCUUGGAACCUUUUACGUUUAGCAAUGAACUCCCGACAGUAGCUCCAAAAGCCAAACAUCAUGUUCCUAGCCAUAAAACAACCAUUAGUCCUCAUGUGCUACAUCCUAAACCUGAAAAGAAAGACCCUGAGCCUUUCAGACAUGAGACUCAGCUCAGCCCUGAUGAGCCACAGACCAAGCCUGAUAUAGAAGCAGUUACAAUUGGAAAAGAAAAAUCAAAAACAACGAUAGCUCCUAAAGUAUCUCAUCAAAUUCCUGCCAGAACAAAAACAUCACCCAGCCCUGGUAUAAUAUCAACAAAACCUAGUACAAAAAGCGGCCGCCGAGUUUCUUCAAAACCUAGCCCAAAAGUACCUCAAACAAAACCAGCAGAAAUUAUUCAAUUUUCUCAAGAUCCUAUCAGUACCAUGAUACCACAAGCUACUGAAACAGCAAAGCCAACACUUGCUUCAGCAGUGGAACAGUUCAUUCCUAAUAAAUCAAAACCAUCCACCAGGCCAAGAAUGCUAGAAACUAAACCUGCAGCAGUACUUCAGACAACCUCACAACCAUUUAUACUAAAACCUACUAUGUCUUCUGAAACACCAAAGUUAACUAUGGCUUCAAAAGGAACACAGUUAAAACCUAAAACACCUGGCAAAUCAGACGUAUCCCAGACUAAAGCUGUUUCAUCCAAGCCCCACAGCAGUGCCACAACUGAAAGUCCACGUCUGAAAACUGUACCACAUAAAAUCUAUCUCACGACAGCAAAACCUAAGACGUCUGAAAAGCCACAUGGCAGGCUUGUUAUAAAUAAAACAACACCUGCCCCUGGUAGAACAAAAACACCUGGUGGAUUCACAUGGGGUAAAGUAUCAAGAGGGGACAAACUAACAGACCGGGAUGCUACCAGGGUACUUAGUACAAGUUCUAGUAUAAGCUACAACACACCAGUGGAUUCUGCAGUUGCAAGAAAGAAGCCAGAACCUGUAGCUACACCACCUGACUCUCCACGACCACCCUUAGCUCCUGCCAAGCCUACACCAAUGAAAAGAAAACCUUUGCCUCCAAACACUGUGACUGGUAAACCUGGACGUUCAGGAAACAUCUUGAUGCCACAAGCCUCUUCAUUUUCCACAGCAUCUUCUACAGCAAAGCCUACUGGGCCAGCUUCUCUCACAAAAACAGGCUCACCAAAAAAGCUACCUACAGCAGCUUCUUCUCCAGAUUACAGUAAUCCAAUGUUCAGCUCACUUCCUACAACAGAGACUGAUAUUGCAGGCACGCCAAGGUAUAGAGGUGACCAUGUAAAGUACAUUAAAAAAGAAGAAAGUGUGCCAUGUUCCAUCACGGAUACACUGCAACACUUUCCCACAGAAGAGGGAGACAGUACUGAGAGGGCCACUGCUCCUCCACAAAAGCCUCCUACGAACCUCACCGUGGUGACAGUUGAAGGCUGUCCAUCAUUUGUCAUACUGGAUUGGGAAAAACCACAAAAUGAAACUGUCACAGAGUAUAAAGUUGUAUCAACUGAAAAUGGAGGCCCUGUUGGAAAGGACAAGUCCAUUAUAACUACAAAUCAAACUCAUUCUACUGUUGAAAACCUAAAACCUAACACAAGUUAUGAAUUUGUUGUGAUACCAAGUAACCCACUUGGUGAAGGUCCAAGUAGCGAAUCAAAGCCAUUUAAAACAGAAUCAGCAGACCCAAGAGUGACUGAGCCCAUUCCAAUGGGAAAAGAUGCAAUUUGGACUGAAAUCAAAUUUAAUUCUGAUACCUAUUCUGAAUGCAAGGGGAAACAGUAUGUGAAGAGGACUUGGUACAAGAAAUUUGUCGGUGUACAAGUGUGCAACUCACUCCGAUACAAAAUUUAUCUCAGUGAUUCGCUUACAGGUACAUUUUAUAAUAUAGGAGACCAGAGAGGACAUGGAGAAGAUCACUGUCAAUUUGUGGAUUCAUAUUUAGAUGGAAGGACUGGCCAACAGCUUCCAUCAGAUCAACUACCUACCAUAGAUGGUUAUUAUAGAGCUGUUCGACAGGAACCUGUUCACUUUGGAAAAAUAGGAGCUGAGACACAUACUAACUAUGUUCAGUGGUAUGAGUGUGGAACCACAAUACCUGGAAAAUGGUAGAACAAGAGAUGAACUGAACAUUGAGAAAUUGCAUCCAGCUAGGACUAUCAUGGGCUCAGACAUAGAAAUGUGUCAUGGUAUUAUGGACGUCAUGCUGAAAUCUAAUGACAAUACUGUGUUCAUUGUUCAAUAGCAUUGGCUGCUUAAUUAUAGUUGUCCAGAUUUACGGAUCUGUUCCAGGAAGUGUUAGAACAUACUAUAAAUUGAUGUCUUGGGAAGCUGGCUCCCUAUUAGUCUAUUAUGGUACCAUCUACAUAUUUUAAAAGAUGUAGUUUAUUAUUUAUCAUUGUUGUGUCAUUUUGAGGCACCUUUAUGAAAAAGAUUAAAAACAAAUAUGUAUUCUGAAUUUUAUUGUUACUGCCAAAGUUCAUGCUCCAAUUUAGUUUUGAACAGACAUAAAUUAUUCAGGCAGGUGAGCUCCUGAAUUAACCUUUCUGUCAAUAUAUACACCCUGUGGGAAAGUAUGCAGUUCUACAGCUCCAUCUGAAUAUUAUCAUAAACUGAUGAUGUGGCAUAAAUACACUCAGUCUGUCUUAAAACAUUUCAAAAAUAAAUCAUGUGACACAGUUCACACCUGUAACCAAUGCACCAUACAGUUCUGUGGUAAAAUCUUUGUUACCACUCUGCAAGAUAAUACAGGUAAUCAAGCUACCUCAGGCUGAGCACUCACCUGAGUAGUUUGUACAGGUUUCUAACUUUGAUUGCUCAAUUGGGUUUUGACUCAUCACAGCAAAGGCAAUAUAUUAUGUGGCAACAUGAGUCUUGCAUGCCUGGAGCUGGCAGUUGCAGAGGUUGCACACAUAUUUUCUUGUGGCAUUCAUUUUUGGACUUAAGUGGAAGUUAUUACAUCUUCAGGGGAAAUUUACUUCUCUAAUAUGAAUUAAUUUUAGCUGGGUUCAAAAGAAAGAAUGAAACUACUUCUCAGUUGGCUACAGCAAAGAAGAGACAGGCUAUUGUAUGCACAAACUUUAAGAUCUGUGAUCACGACCAUAAAAGUGGAACAAACAUAAUUCCCCUCCUCAAAAUACUGUGUGCUCUGGUAUGGGUAUACGAGCAUGCAGUAUGUCACUUAAGAACAUGUGACAGUUUUAAGCACAGGUUUUUCCUUCCACAGACGCAGACUCAAUUAUUCACAGCUUCUGGGGAAAGCUGCCUUUGAAACAUGCAUGCAGUACUCAUGUAUACAAAAUAUACAGAUUGGCACAUUAAGAAUAAGUCAAGUUAACACUUAUCCUUGACAGACUGGUAUGAUCAUUCUGAGUUAAGUGUAGAUCAAUGCAGAUGUUAAUGAAAUGGUGUGUAGAAUAGAUUAUUGGCAAAGCAUACAAAAGCACCUACAUUUUAGUUGUAUUUAAAAACCUGAUUUCUAUAUAUAUAAAAUUGAAGAGUAAUGUGAUCUGCUUUGUAGAAUAGAAAAUUAAGGCUCGUUCUGAAAAUAGGUAAUUCCUUUCAUGCUACGUAAAUUGCUGUAUUUGUAUUGCUUGAACAUUUAAACAUUAUAUAUAAAGAGAUGUAGGUUUUUUAAAGUUGUUUAGUCAAUGUAUUAAAAUAUAAGAAGGAACACGAGGAAUAGUGGAUUGGUUGUUUAUAAAAAAAAGUUUAAGUACACUGCAGGUACACUGUACUCUUAAUAAAGUAUUUUUAAUCAA